AUGUCUAUCAUAUUCGUCGAUGACGAUCUGAUAGCAAAUUCGCCGCGGUUUAUUCAAACGACGCCUAUGCGAAACUACUAUUGGCCUUCCUCCUUUGUCAAUUUGGCCGCCUCUUGCUUCACAUCUUUGCUUUCGUGCGCUCACAAAUCACAGCAGGGUACAUUUGUCUUUGCCAUCGAUACACCUCCGAGCAUGAUCCAUCAUCCAACAUCCACCGACCAGUCAAGCCCACCAGCGUCCACGUUUUUGAUAUGUUCGGUGUGGGAUUGGAAGAGAUCUGUUGGCCCGGAACAAACCGCUCAGUUUCAAAACGUAAUGAUCGGCGUUCAUAAAUCUUGCGCAGUCCACAUUUCACGACGUGCCGACUUUGACUGA
Molecule: messenger RNA, 375 nt
Organism: Fusarium odoratissimum NRRL 54006
Lineage: Eukaryota; Fungi; Ascomycota; Sordariomycetes; Hypocreales; Nectriaceae
Exons: 2
Coding region: 1-375 (124 amino acids)
Source: RefSeq, a predicted model, not a curated record